ACAUGUCCUACAACUGCAGCUCUGGAAAUUUCUCCUCCCACUCUCUUGGAGGUUACCAAGUUCCCAUCUAUGAUGCUUUCUACUCCAGCAAUGUAGUCCACACUCCCAGCACCUGCCAGGUGGGAUCUUCUAAUUAUAAUUACUCUCAGGAGAACUUCUAUGGGCCCACCAGCUUCCAGACACCUGGUUUUGUGGGCAGAUCUUUCCAGACAUCCUGCUAUCACCCAGGAUAUUUCAUUCUCUGCAGUCCCUGCCAGACAAAUUUCCCUGAAUCUCUGGGGUUUGGAAACAUUGGCCUUGGCUCUUUGGGCUAUGGAAACACUGGCUUCCAAUCUCUGCACUGUGGGUCCAACUCUGGAUGCCCAACUUAUUUUUCUUCUAGGAGCCACCAGCUAACUUGUAAUUAACCAGCCUUUGUAUCUCACUUUUUUGGAUCAGCUUACUGAAUAUUCCCCACUCUCUCAUGAUUAUCUCUACACAUUUUAAGAAUCUUCAACACUCAACCUGGCCAGUAUCUAUGAUUGCUGACCAUCUGUACCACCAAGACUCACCAUCAAGUCCUUCUGUUUAUGACUUACUAUGGACAAGUAUAUGAUUUAUUCUGGACAUAGUGACUUUGGCCUAUGACCUUUCCUCAAUCUGAUCUGUGAGAUUUAUCUUGAAUCUUAACUCCUAUACCAAUGCUGAGAA
This is a messenger RNA of Loxodonta africana (African savanna elephant), 690 nucleotides long. RefSeq names its product keratin-associated protein 15-1. The record is from RefSeq and is a predicted model, not a curated record. The coding region runs from base 3 to 407 and encodes 134 amino acids. The transcript has a single exon. Lineage: Eukaryota; Metazoa; Chordata; Mammalia; Proboscidea; Elephantidae.